AUGCACAAUGCUGCGGCACGGGAGCGGAGGGGCCUCCUCCCCUGCGGCCCAUCACCAGCUGCCCCAGCCCAGGAGCUGGGAUCCCGGGAUCGGACUGGUGGUCCCAGCAUUGGACCAGGGCCCCAAAGCCAGGCCACGGCUUGAGGGUCUCGGCUCCAGCUCGGCAGCUGCCCCAUCUCCGGCCUUCACUCCUCCCCAGGGUCCCGUCCCCUCCUUGCUCCCAGGGCGGGGCAUGCGAGUCCCCACGCUCUUCUCCCGCCGGCCCCGCCCCGCCCCGCCCCGCCCCGCCCGCGCGGCUCCCGUGCUCUCCCGGGGCAGGCCCCGGCGCCUGCGCGCCGCUCCGCCCGCCCCUUUGCCCGCUGUCAGGAUGAGGCGGCGGAGGCGGAGGCCCGGCCCGGCAGCUCCCGUCUUUCGCAGCGGCUCCUGGCGUAGCGGUUUCAGCCGCCGAGCCGCUGCCUGAGGGGAGCGGGGGACGCCGGUGGAGCCAUGGCCCAGCCCGGGGCUGCGCCGCACGCAGACGCUGCUCUUAUGCAACGGCUAGCAGAAUUGGAAAAAGUCAAUGCAGAAUUUCUGCGUACAAAGCAGCAGCUUGAGCAAGAAUUUAAUCAAAAGAGGGCAAAAUUUAAAGAGUUAUACUUGGCUAAGGAAGAGGACCUGAAAAGGCAAAAUGCAGUACUGCAAGCAGCACAAGAUGAUCUAGGACAUCUGCGGACACAACUAUUGGAAGCCCAGGCUGAAAUGGAGAACAUCAAAGCCAUAGCUACAGUAUCUGAGAAUACGAAGCAGGAAGCUAUUGAUGAGGUGAAGAGACAGUGGCAAGAAGAAGUCGCUUCACUCCAAGCAAUUAUGAAAGAAACUGUUCAUGACUAUGAGCUCCAGUUUCAUCACAGGCUGGAGCAAGAGCGAGCUCAGUGGGGCCAAUACCGGGAAAACGUUGAAAGGGAAAUAGCAGAGUUGAGAAGGCGGCUAUCUGAAGGUCAAGAAGAGGAAAAUCUAGAAAAUGAAAUGAAAAAGGCCCAAGAGGAUGCUGAGAAGCUUCGUUCAGUCGUGAUGCCUAUGGAGAAAGAGAUUGCAGUUUUAAAGGAAAAACUAACAGAAGCUGAAGAAAAGAUAAAAGAACUGGAGGCUUCAAAGAACUCAAAUAUACUGAAAUUCCCAAAAGAUCCAGAGUAUUCAGGAGCUACAAGAAAGGUUAAAGAACUGAACCAUUACCUGGAAGCUGAGAAGUCAUGUAGGACAGAUUUGGAGAUGUAUGUGGCUGUUCUGAAUACUCAGAAAUCAGUCUUGCAGGAAGAUGCUGAGAAAUUACGGAAAGAACUUCAUGAAGUCUGCCAUCUGUUAGACCAAGAGCGACAACAGCAUAACCAGUUGAAACAUACCUGGCAGAAGGCCAAUGACCAGUUCUUGGAGUCUCAGCGUUUGUUGAUGAGGGACAUGCAACGGAUGGAAAUCGUUCUGACCUCUGAACAGCUCCGACAAGUUGAAGAACUGAAAAAGAAGGAUCAGGAAGAUGAUGAACAGCAGCGACUUGGCAAAGGGAAGAAACAGAAACUACAAGAUCCAGAUGAUGAAAUAAAAGUAGUAUGCUCUCUAACCCAUGAAGAAUCCCUUACACAGUUUCUUAAUGAAGAGGUACAUUUAAAUAGCACCCAUGGAUCAGUCCAUUCAUUAGACACAGACUUGCUAUUAUCUUCUGGUGAAUCUUUCAAUAAAUCAGACAAUGAUCUUUUUAAAGAUGGACUUCGGAGAGCACAGUCUACAGACAGCCUGGGGACGUCGGGAUCUUUACAGUCCAAAACUUUAGGAUACAACCACAAAGCAAAAUCUGCUGGGAAUCUGGAUGAAUCUGAUUUUGGACCACUAGUUGGAGCAGAUUCAGUGUCUGAGAACUUUGAUACUGCCUCUCUUGGGUCUCUGCAAAUGCCAAGUGGAUUCAUAUUAACCAAAGAUCAGGAAAAAGCAAUCAAAGCAAUGACACCAGAGCAAGAAGAGACUGCUUCUCUUCUCUCCAGCGUUACACAGGUUGUAGAAAGUGCUUAUGUGUCUCCUAGUGGUUACCGCUUAGUUAGUGAGACAGAAUGGAAUCUACUUCAGAAGGAGGUGCAGAAUGCAGGAAACAAGCUGGGUAGACGAUGUGAUAUGUGUUCGAAUUAUGAGAAGCAAUUACAGGGAAUCCAGAUUCAGGAGGCUGAGACAAGAGAUCAGGUGAAAAAGCUGCAGGUGAUGCUGAGGCAGGCUAAUGACCAGUUGGAAAAAACAAUGAAAGAUAAACAGGAGCUGGAAGAUUACAUGAAGCAAAGCACUGAAGACUCUGCCACUCAGAUAUCUUCACUUAUUAUUAGAUCUCAGGAGUCUGAGACCUUACUCAGUGAAUUACAACAGGCGUUUUCCCAAGCAAAGAGAAGUGUUCAGGAGCAAAUGGCUGUUCUGAUGCAGUCAAGGGAGCAGGUCUCAGAAGAGUUGGUGAGACUGCAAAAAGAUAAUGAAAGCCUUCAGGGAAAGCAUAGCUUGCAUGUGUCUUUACAGCAAGCUGAAGAUUUCAGUCUGCCAGAAUCCAUGGAGGAACUCGGUGAGCUGGUAUUAAAAUAUCGUGAGGACAUUAUUAGUGUACGGACUGCGGCAGAUCACCUUGAAGAAAAACUGAAGGCAGAAAUUUUAUUCUUAAAAGAACAGAUUCAGGCUGAACAGUGUCUAAAGGAAAAUUUAGAAGAAACUCUACAGCUGGAAAUAGAAAAUUGCAAAGAAGAAAUAGCUUCCAUUUCUAGCCUAAAAGCUGAAUUGGAAAGAAUAAAAGUGGAAAAGGAACAGUUGGAGUGCACCUUGCAGGAAAAACAGCAGCAGCUGGAGAGUCUUCAGGAAAUGAAAAACACUCUUGAAGAACAGCUAAAGAAGGAGACCACUGCAAAGACUAAUCUUGAACAGUUGAUGUUUGAAGAAAAGAACAAAGCUCAGCGACUGCAGACUGAAUUAGAUGUCAGUGAGCAAGUACAGAGAGACUUUGUAAAGCUUUCUCAGACCCUUCAGGUGCAGUUGGAACGGAUCCGGCAGGCAGAUUCCUUGGAGAGAAUCCGUGCAAUCCUGAAUGACACAAAACUGACAGACAUUAAUCAGCUUCCUGAAACAUGACACCCUGAUGGGCAGGGCUCCAAGGCUGCCUUUGGGGUUUUUAACUCAUCUUUAUAGCCACAUUAAUUAUUAUUUAACUCUAACUGAAAGAGCAGACAAUGACAGAGGGGAGCAAUGACUGAGUUUGUUUCUAGAGGGGAGAAGGUUUUGCACAGGGCAGGAAGAGAGCACCAGGGAGCCUUGCAGUGUAGAAGAGCAUUUUCUAAUGGGAACACUAAUGGGUGCAGUGGUGUUUUCCACAGUAAGUGGAAACAGUCCUUUACAUUCUGAAAAAUAUUUUUUUUUUUCCUUUUGGCCAACUUAACCUAAUAUAGAGAUCUUGAAUAUUCCCCCCCAAAUACUGUGAUCAAAGUAGCUGCUGGAAAUCCUAUCGUCCCUCAAAAGACAUUGAAGAGCAAAGUGAUUGAAGUUUUUCUGUUUUGAAUAGUCAGUAACAGUAUUCAGCUAGCAGACAGCCUGAGGUGUAGUGUGCUGUAUGAAUAUUUUAUAUUAAAAUAUGAAUUUAUUAGCAGGA
Messenger RNA from Dermochelys coriacea (leatherback sea turtle), 3640 nucleotides. RefSeq names its product rabaptin, RAB GTPase binding effector protein 1 (gene RABEP1). Gene Ontology annotation, molecular function: GTPase activator activity; growth factor activity. Bases 487 to 3126 code for a protein of 879 amino acids. The transcript has 19 exons. Gene Ontology annotation, cellular component: endosome; endocytic vesicle. Gene Ontology annotation, biological process: endocytosis; Golgi to plasma membrane transport. The record is from RefSeq and is a predicted model, not a curated record. NCBI's taxonomy places the organism in Eukaryota, Metazoa, Chordata, Testudines, Dermochelyidae.